GUUCGGCCAUGCCGCUUAUGAAACGGUGACGUCUCAGCGCGGCUUUCGAGGCCCUUAUCUCGAAUAUAAGUAGAGUGCAGAGAACUGUGUGAGGAAAAGUGAAUUAACAGCCAACCCCGAAACCUCUUCACUUGAUUUCACUUCAGGUGUUUCCAUCACGAACUUAGAACUUCAAGACACAUCAUCAUGACACACAACGGCCGAGUGAUCUCUUUACCUGAGGGAAAGGAAGGGAACCCUGCGAUCAAGCUAUCGGUUGCUUCCGAACCACUCAUUAAGCCCGGCACAUUACCACGUAUCCUUGUGAUUGGUGGUGGAGUGAGUGGUUUGAUGACUGCGUGGAUCCUCCUCGACAAAGGUUACCGGGUCACCGUCAUCUCCAAGGAGUGGGCCUGGACUAAAGACUUCCAACGCUCGCGAUUGACCUCCCAGAUUGCCGGCGCUCUCUGGGAGUAUCCCCCAGGAGGCUGUGGAUUGACUGAAAUCGAGUCUCCUGGAGGUGGCUGGGCUACCAUCCAUCACUACCGGGAAUGGUCUCUGGAGAGUUACGACUUCUACAAGCAAUUGGACUCGCUUCUCAGCGGCCGUCUCCGGACUGAGUUCGGCGUGGCUAUCAAAAAACUCAACCAGUUCUUUUAUCAUGAUCUGACUGCCCCCAACGAGGCCAAUACUGAAGACAUCGAAAAGCUUGAGGCGCUCAGGGCCGACUCUGAUAGGGUAAGCAAUCUGCAAGAGCAAAAGAAUAAAGAGGAUUUAGCGCCCCUUUUCGACAAUAUUCGAGUGCCCAAGGAGUGGCGCAAGAAGUUGAAGUACGGGUACACUCAUGAUGCGCCGAUCAUCAACACCGACAAAGCCAUGGUGUACCUCAUGGCGCUUGUCGAGAGCAAGGGCGCUGAAUUGGAGACCAAAGAACUGGAAGGCAAGCUUCAAGACCAGGGUAGCGAUCUCCUAGAGGAGUACAAGGCCCAAGCUAUCAUCAAUGCGACGGGCCUGGGUGCAAAAGAGCUCGUGGGUGACACAGACGUCUACCCGGUUCGCGGCGCCAUCAAACGUAUCUCGAACGACAACACAAACCGGUUCGAGGCUAUGAACGAAGCCUAUCUUGUUCCCGCUCAGGUGGGAGAUGAUAAAGAGCCUACUAAGGUCGUAUUCCUGGUUCCUCGAAACGACGAGACGUUGAUCGUCGGUUCGAUAAUCCAGCGCAAUAGUCAUCAGUUGAACCUCCAGGAGAAUUCUCCGGAUGUGGAGGUCAUGUGGGACAGGGCUUGCUCGUUCAUGCCCGGUCUUGACGAUGCCCCCACAGUUCCAUGGUAUCCUCUAGCCCAGGGUCUGCGCCCGUUCACGAAGAAGAAUGUAAAGGUCAGGGCCGAUGAUAUUCAGGUCAAGCCUCUCAUACACAAUUAUGGCCACGGGGGAUCAGGAUGGACGUUGGCUGUCGGGUGUGCGCGCUCUGCGGUCAACCUCCUGGAGCUUAUGUUGAGUGGAAUGUCAGCUGUCGAGGCGAAUGCAACACUUUAUCCCGUGUAAAAAUAAGGGAAUGUAUAGAAAUGGC
Messenger RNA from Annulohypoxylon truncatum, 1552 nucleotides. RefSeq names its product FAD dependent oxidoreductase. The transcript has a single exon. Bases 187 to 1527 code for a protein of 446 amino acids. Lineage: Eukaryota; Fungi; Ascomycota; Sordariomycetes; Xylariales; Hypoxylaceae. The record is from RefSeq and is a predicted model, not a curated record. Gene Ontology annotation, molecular function: D-amino-acid oxidase activity; FAD binding.